This is a messenger RNA of Acaulospora morrowiae, 1374 nucleotides long. The record is from the annotation of a GenBank genome assembly. NCBI's taxonomy places the organism in Eukaryota, Fungi, Glomeromycota, Glomeromycetes, Diversisporales, Acaulosporaceae.
AUGGUAAAUGUCGAUUCUGAAUCGCAACACUCUUUUAAAACUGUUGCGCCAAGAAAAGAUGGAACAAAUUGGAAGGGAAGAGUUCAAAACCUAAAAGAGUUAUGCUUGGAUGUAUUGAUGAAGAAUCGUAGGCAAUAUUUAAGCAAAUACAAUAAUUUGAGCUUUGUUUUGUUAGAAUUACGUAAAGUUGGGAAAGCUCCUUAUUGGCUUAUGAAACCAAUAUAUGAUAAACUUGAACCGAGUGAAUUAGAGGAACUGGAGAAACAGAAUCCUGGCCUCAAGGAAGAUACAAUGGAAUUGUGGAAGAAGCAUUGCAUCGUGCAAUUUCCAGACGAAUAUAGUAAUUUACCAGAUCAAAACUGGCGUAAACUAUUUUUUGAACAAAGAAAUGAAGAAGCUCAAAGGUUGGGAAGAGCUUGCGAAAGACUACGAAAAUCUACUCAGGAAAAUAAGAAGAGAAGGAAAGUUAAAUUGAUUAGCCCCCUUAAUCUUCCUCCCAUGAAAAGAAAUCAUGGAGGAUGGGUUAAAUUAACACCGCUUCAGAGAGAACUCAAAAAAACGCUUAGAUCAGGGGCAUACGAACACCGUACUCAUUUUACUCAACUCGAGUCUGGCCCUACUAUGAUGACUGUUCCCGUAGAUUGGUUACAAGGUUCGAGAGUCACAAGCGAAUCCAGUUAUCGGGCGCCGGCUCAAGUUACAUUGCCGUCAAAAUAUCUUCCAGUUACCAUGAACGCCUGUAAUGAGCAGCGACGUGUUGAUACCAAACUUUCACUUGUCAAUAGCAGAGAAGUUGACCGAAAUCAUCAAUUGCGAACAGCUAAUCGCAGUACUGCAUCAAGUCCACAUUUGAUUCGACGUUCGUCUACAGCUACGUCUCCAUCCAAUAUACUGCCGACAUCUGUAUCCAUGGCAUAUGCUUCGUCAUCAUCUAAACGACCCCGUGAAAUAGAAUCAGCUACUCAACUAACAAAACGUUCUCGUGUCGAAUCUUCCACAAAUGUUUAUUCACGAAUACAAACGGUAUCAAAACAACCUGGAGUCGUUGCUCCUGAGAAAUUAAAGAACAGUAAACUGACCGCCACAUCGUCUCGUUCCAGCGUUCCUGUUUCAAAAAAAUUGUCAAUCUCUGGUGAUGAUUCUAAAUGUACUUCGACGGGUCCCUCUCGUCGAAUGGAGCAUACCACAACUUUAAAGCCUCGAAGUACAAUAAAAGUCGUGAAGUCACCAGUUACAAUUAGCUCUUCAUCUAUCAAAGCUAUCAAUACUACUGCAACCACAACCAACAGUGCUAGAAAAGUAUCAUCGAUAAAAAAAGAGGUCAGACACGAACCAUAUCAUACCAAGAAGCAACGUAUUGUUCGUAAUAAUUAA